CGUAACUUCCGGCAGCCGCUCAGACGCAUGGCGGUGAGCUGCGCGGCGAGCCGCUGGUUGCGGGCCUGAGGCCUCCGGCGGUCUCUGGUGACCUUCAUGCUGUUUUCAUUUCCGCAGGCUCUGGAACGUCCUCUUCCGGAGGCGCCGGCAGCCCCACUCCCGGUUAGUGCCCGCGCACGCCGCAGAUCCCGGCGUCCCGGCCGGGUCCCCGGAGCCCCGAACCCUUCCUCUCUCUCUCUGUGCUCAGAGCAACUCGAGUGCACUGACGUCGCCUCCAGAGCGCACCCCGUAGGCAGUGAAAGCGACGCAGUUUCGAGAAAACAGAGGAAGAAAGCCCAGAACAGGGCCUCGGUGUCAAAUAGAGGCGAGAAGGCUCCGGAGAGGCCAGCCCCCGAGGAAGCCCCAUUGAGCGCCGAGGCCCAGGCAGAGCAGCUGGCCCGGGAAUUGGAGUGGUGCGUGGAGCAGUUGGAGCUUGGCCUCAAGAUGCAGAGACCCACUCCCAAACAGAAAGAGCAGGCUGUUGGAGCGAUCCGAACCUUGCGCAGUCAAAGAACCCCCCUGCCCCGGAAGAGGCAGCUAAUGUACUCCUUGUUUGGGAACUACAGGGCUCAGAUGGAAGCUGAGUGGCAAGAGGCACUUCGAACUCUCCGGGCAGCUGCUCAUUCAGCCCGGAUGCAGCCUGUAGGUGAAUCUGCCAGGAAGAAGAGCCGAAGGGUCUGCAGGCCGCGUCCAGGAGGGCGAGCCAAGGCCAACCUUGGUACUCCUGAUGAAGAGUUUAGGUUCAAUUUCUUUUAGCCUCUUUCCCAUCUUGAAACAGUUUAUUUUGAACAGGGUUUAUUUUAAGGUCAGGACCUUUCCAGCAAUUCCCUGUCAAUGUACGUGGGAUUGCACUGUCUGUGGUUCUGUGAUCUGUGGCAGUUGGGCAGAUCUGAGACUGUCUGAUGAGCACAAGACCCCAUUUGUAGGUUUUGUAAUAAAAUCUCCCAUCUGCCAGAAGAGGCAGAGGUACAUUUAUAAAAAUCUACAAUAAGCUGAUGUGUGUUGUAUGAAGAAUAUAGUACUCAUAUACCUGGAUUUAAAUAGCUGUUGGUGAUGAGACUUGUGGGAAAGCUAAGUAAUUGUACACUGGACUCACGUUUGAAAGGAUGCUUGUCCAGUGUUUUAUGCAUUUUAAUGUAUUAUUGUUAUAAAAAUGAAUAAUGCAUGAAAGAAUGUGCUGUCUAUUUAAUAAUAAAUACAAAUAGGAGUCGGGCA
This is a messenger RNA of Cavia porcellus (domestic guinea pig), 1254 nucleotides long. It is a transcript of the gene CUNH8orf33, whose product is annotated as chromosome unknown C8orf33 homolog. NCBI's taxonomy places the organism in Eukaryota, Metazoa, Chordata, Mammalia, Rodentia, Caviidae. The transcript has 4 exons. The coding region runs from base 97 to 795 and encodes 232 amino acids. The record is from RefSeq and is a predicted model, not a curated record.